Molecule: messenger RNA, 826 nt
Organism: Setaria italica (foxtail millet)
Lineage: Eukaryota; Viridiplantae; Streptophyta; Magnoliopsida; Poales; Poaceae
Product: putative ripening-related protein 5
Exons: 1
Coding region: 78-653 (191 amino acids)
Source: RefSeq, a predicted model, not a curated record
GCAAUCAAAGCCAACCAACGCACAGGAAAAAAGGAAAUCGAGAAAAGAUCUGAGAAAGAAUUUGUCCGCUCGAGGCAAUGGCCUCUGCAUCAGCUUUUGGCGCCAUGGCGAUCGUCCUCCUGGUGGUCCUGUCCACCUCACCGGCAGUGUACUCCCUCCGACCAAGCCUUGGCGUCUGCCACGCCAGCGGCUACCUCCCAGGCCGCUCCGGCAACUGCGUCAAGAGCAACGACCCGGACUGCUGCGUCGACGGCAAGAGGUACCCGCAGUACCGCUGCUCGCCGCCGGUCACCUCGAGCACGCCGGCCACGCUGACGCUCAACAGCUUCGAGAAGGGCAAGGACGGCGGCGGCCCGUCGGAGUGCGACAACUCGUACCACAGCGACGACGAGAUGGUCGUCGCGCUCUCCACCGGCUGGUUCAGCAACAUGGCGCGCUGCGGCCACCGCAUCAAGAUCACCGCCAACGGCAACUCCGUGUACGCCAAGGUGGUCGACGAGUGCGACUCCGUGCACGGCUGCGACGACGAUCACAACUUCGAGGCGCCCUGCGCCAACAACAUCGUCGACGCCUCGCCCGCGGUGUGGAACGCCCUGGGGCUCGACCAGAGCACCGGCGAGCAGGACAUCACCUGGUCCGACGGGGACGAGUGAUCGCCUACAACAUUCGGUCUGGCUCGUUUGUGUUCGGUUUGUACAUUUGUGGUUCACUGGCUGUCUCCGUAGAUAUAUAGCAUGUAUAAAUAUGGACUACUUAUUGUUGUAUAUAAGUUUAUUAUGAUAUGUCAUUGGCUCAUUGCCCUGUAAAUAUCAAAAUCAAGUAUCAA